Molecule: messenger RNA, 3769 nt
Organism: Centrocercus urophasianus (Greater sage-grouse)
Lineage: Eukaryota; Metazoa; Chordata; Aves; Galliformes; Phasianidae
Gene: RFTN2
Product: raftlin family member 2
Exons: 10
Coding region: 397-1920 (507 amino acids)
Source: RefSeq, a predicted model, not a curated record
AACAAAGCACUAUUGGUGUCCUCUGCGAGAGAGCACUGAUAGGGGGCUGGCUGUAAAUUGACGUGGCAUGGAAAAUCUCUGCUAGCUUGUAGCAGCUCUAACGUUGCUGCAGAAAUCAAGCCUACUCGAACUAAGUUUAUGGCUUGAAAUCAUGAUGGAUUUGCUGUUUAUAUAUAAAAAAUGAAUGGGAAGUACCUCCACUUUUUGUUUCGGGAGACAGACUUUUCCUGUAUUUGGAUUUACAGCUCAUAGAAAACAAAAUCAAAGGGAAUCUCUUGGUUACUGUUUUUUGGUGGAUUUUUUUUUGUUUUGUUUUGUUUUGUUUUUAGUGAGAGCAGCAGAUCUCGUUGCUCCCCCCUUCCUUCUCCUGAGAUUUAAUCACUUGCAGAUCUUACCAUGGGGUGCGGACUGAGAAAGCUGGAAGACCCAGAUGAUAGCAGCCCUGGAAAAAUUUUUUCUACAUUGAAGCGACCACAAGUUGAAACAAAGACUGAUUCUGCUUAUGAAUAUGUGUUGCUGGAUUUUACUUUAGAAGCUUCCUCUAAUCCAGAAGUUAUCAGGAUCAGUUCUGUGUUGGAUAUAGCAUCUAAGGUAGAAGAAUAUUACAACAAAGGAUAUGUUGUGGGAGCUGUUCAUCCUAUUCUGCUGCCAAUUGGACAUAGAAGAAAUUUCCCUGCAAGUCACAUGUAUCGGGUGGUACUUUCACGAUUAAAAUUAAGCCAGAAGCAUGCAGCACCCAGAGGACAAAGGAACCCCAGGCUAGUGAUUGAGGAAUGUCCUUUAACAUGUGAAACACUGACAAAUGAAGUAGUGAAAGAACUGUUAGAAAAGGUUAAUGAAACAGCUAAAAGAGGAAGGAAAUUUGUGGGAUUUGUAACACAACAUUUUCCUCAAAUUAAAGCCUGUAAUGGAGCAAGCACAGAUGGGAAUGCAGAGCUGGAAUCGACACUGGGCAGAAGAAAUAGGGAACACAGAAGAAAAAGUUCCGAUGAUGACUAUAGAAACUGGAAUGAAAAGUCACUGUGUGAUAACCUAUCUGAGAGUGGGAAUGAAGAGGAAAUGCAAGCAGAUAGCGGACUGUUACAGGAUGCAGAUUUCCAGUUUGGAAAAGAAGUCAGCCCUAUUAAACCACGAAAAGGAAAUGACAAGCUUUAUACAGUCUUCAAUGUUUUUGAUGAUGACUCUACCAGCUGGACCUAUCAUGAAGGCACCUUGUCCAUGAAAGUAACAAGAAAGGGACCAGUUAUCAGUACACUGGAAGCAGACUGGCUAGAACUAACCACAUUUUAUUACAAACAAGGAUUAUCUUUAAUUGAUUCUUUUGUACACUGGGAAAUUUCUAAAGGCGACCAUUUGCCCAGAUCUCUAGAAGGAUUAUUUAUUUAUGAAGAAGAAGGUUCUGGGGUUCCAGGUUCCAGCAGGAAAGGAAAUGAUGCAAUUGUUGUUGAACAAUGGACAGUCAUCGAGGGGUGUGAAGUGAAAACAGAUUAUGGACCUUUACUGAACACGUUGGCUGAGUUUGGAUGGCUCCUGACCUGUGUGCUGCCUACACCUAUUGUACGACAUGACAGUGAAGGAAAUCUGGCCACAAAGCAAGUUGUUUUUCUUCAGAGACCUGUUGUAUGGAAUUCUGCUGUCCAGACACCAGAGAAGAAAUCCUUGAAGCAAGUUACUGGGGAGGAAAAAGGCAAAGCUGGUAGCAGAAGUGUUGGAUUAGACCCUGCUCCUUCUCACCCUGUAGAAAUUGGACAACCACCUGAUGAGUUUCACCUGUCUCCUUCUAAGCAAUGCUGUGUCAAAGAGGCCUCCUCUCACUAUGGGGGUUUCUCAGGCUUCGGUAGCAGCGAUGGAGCAUUAAGGGAGCUGGAUGAUGGACAGUUUGACCAGGAAGAUGGAGUCACUCAGGUCACAUGUAUGUGAUCAAGUGGUGAGAAUGCAGAAAAGUCCAACGAGUAUCCAGAUGCUUUUUCUAAAAAAGCUUCUCCCAUAUGAUUGAUGGGAUAUAAGCACAGGAGAUUCCAUUUUUUGCAACGAGAGCAGUCUGGAUGUCCACCAGUCUAUUCUGGAAUAUUCCCAUUUUUAAGCAAGAGAAGCUUUUCUUAAACAGGCUACUAAACAGGAACGUGGCUCUGUUUCAGAGUUGUGAAUGUACUUCAGUCCUCGCUCUUGAGUCUCAAUGCGUUUUGAUUGUGCUGCAAACUUCUGUAAAUUUAUUGAUAUGUAAAUAUGCUAAAUUUCUUUCUCUGAACUGAUUUAGCAGUGGGUAUUCAGUUAAGGACAGAAUGGUUUAUUUUCAUUUGGUUUAUAAUGCCAUUUGUCUCACAGGGCACAAAGUUGCCCCUUCUGCAGUAACCUUCAUCUAGAUUGUCUUCUAGUUUCUGCUGUGUUUCACCUCACAGGGCUACAUUUAGGUUCUGUACUGAAUACAAUUCUUCACCUGGAAAAAAAAAAAAAGUUUCCUGCCAGAUUGCAGGAGAGAUAUGUGUAAAGGGAGUGGCAUGGAGAGAGCAGCAAAAGAUUAAGUUCCUCAGCACAUUUUUUUUUAAUACAAGAGCUAAAGGGAAUAAUGGAAAUGGUAAGUAGUAAGGUUUGAAACAAGUAUUCAUUCAGCUGGCUGUGCAACUCCUGCUGCAGGAUGUUGUACAUAAAGCUACGUGAAUCUAAAAGGUGACUGAAAAAUUCCUGAAAGGAAAAAACACACUCAAUUCUCUUUGAAAGUCACUGAACCACAAACACGUGGUCUAAUUAGUCCUUAGACUUACUGUUCUUCAUCUCUGGGAGAGCUGGACUGAGUUGGCCUGUUGGAGAAGGGUAGCAGAGUGGUUUUCUGCUGCAAGACCUUUUAAAAACAGAGGAAAGGGUUUGCUUGGUCCGUAUGAAGGCUGCAUGUGAAUGACCUGCCUUCAUGCACUAUCUGAAGAACACAGAAUUAACCCACCUUGGGUUGGGUUGGGGCACGAAUGCUGAAAUAUCUGAAAAUGCUUCUAAAACAAAAGACAGCUUUCAGAACUUUUAAUAACAAAGAGAUUUUCCAUCUCAUUUGAAGAAGUGAAAAGGAGGGGGUACAUUUUCUGUAGAGGGGAUUCUAAUUGAAGCUACGUGUUUUGUUAUGCUCUUACACAAAUUAGAGCAUUGAGGUGUGCCAUUCUUAAUGUUGUACAUUGCUAGCACCUUUUUUCUUUUAAUUCAAAGUUUGUAAAGCAGAAGAGCUGUGAGGGAGGGUAAGACUGGUAAGUUUUCUUUGAAUGCUCCUGUUAUUAAAAUUCUUUACAUACACUUAUGUACACUGCUCAGUCUUCAUUUUACAAGAAUGUCUUUUAUGUAUUUCAUUAUCUUAGGCCUUUUUAUUGAAUCAAAGCACAAAUGCAUUCUCCAACAACAAAAAAACCCACAAAUUUGUUCUCCAGUGUGGCUUCAACUGUGUGUUUAGUAGAGUCCCUCACCUGUAUGUGGCAACACAAAUGCCCUAGAGCUGUUAGAAAACACGGAGAUGGAAAGCCAUUAAUGCUCUUCCUAAAGCACUGCAAAAGACUGUAGUUCAAGUCUUAAACUGUUUGGAUAGGAAAUGCUUUUAAAAGUGUUUGCAAACCAGGAGAAAUAGUCUGUUAAAAACAAAAGUGCUGUGCCCUGCUCAUACUUAUCCCAACAAUUUUUUUUUACAUACCUCAAUAAACUGCUGCUUAACUCCUGUUUCUGUUCUAUAAAAUGCAGUGCUUUUUGUGUAAUGUUAAAUUCCUUUUUAUAUAUCUGAGAGGAAGCUUCUCACCAU